UAGCAGAAAACGCCAAACCAAUCGUAGGUCUGGACACACUCAUCUCUGGAGGGCAGCUAUGCAACUCACCCUGCUGUGCGCCGCCGUGUGUCUGCUGCCCAGCAGCCUGGCCCUGCCGCUGCCCAGGGAGGCAGGAGGCAUGAGUAAGCCGCAGUGGGAACAGGCUCAGGACUAUCUUAAAAGAUUUUAUUCCUACGACUCGCAAACAAAAAUUGCCAACAGUUUAGAAGCCAAACUCAAGGAGAUGGAAAAGUUCUUUGGCCUGCCUAUAACUGGAGUGCUAAGCCCCCGCAUCAUAGAAAUAAUGCAGAAACCCAGAUGUGGAGUACCAGAUAUUGCAGAAUACUCACUAUUCCCAGAAAACCCAAAAUGGACUUCCAAAAUAGUCACCUACAGGAUCGUAUCAUAUACCCGAGACUUAUCAUCUUUCGCAGUGAAUCGAUUAGUAGAAAAGGCUUUAAACAUGUGGAGCAAAGAGAUCCCACUGCGUUUCAAGAAACUGCGGUGGGGAAUUGCUGAUAUCAUGAUUGGCUUUGCCAGAGGAGCUCACGGGGACCCCUACCCAUUUGAUGGUCCAGGAAACACGCUGGCUCAUGCCUUUGCACCUGGGCCAGGCCUCGGAGGAGACGCUCACUUUGAUGAGGAUGAACGCUGGACUGAUGGCAGCAGUAUAGGAAUUAACUUUCUAUAUGCUGCAACUCAUGAACUUGGCCAUUCUUUGGGUAUGGGCCAUUCCACUGACCCUAAUGCCGUGAUGUAUCCAGUCUAUGGAAGUGGAGAUCUCCAAAAUUUUAAACUUUCACGUGAUGACAUUGAAGGCAUUCAGAAACUAUAUGGAAAGAGAAAUCAUUGAAGAAAGAACUAGAAACUUCCAGGAGAACAUCCAUUUAUUCAUUGAAUUCUGUAUCAUUGUUCCCCAACCAGAAUUGAUAAACACUAUUCCUGUACUCCCUUUAGCACUUACUUCAUCCUUUCUUGUCUUGCGGUUGGGUUUUGCAUGGAUCUUUCCCUCUGAGGACAAACUCCUUUAUGG
Messenger RNA from Microcebus murinus (gray mouse lemur), 1033 nucleotides. RefSeq names its product matrix metallopeptidase 7 (gene MMP7). Gene Ontology annotation, cellular component: extracellular matrix. Gene Ontology annotation, molecular function: metalloendopeptidase activity; zinc ion binding. NCBI's taxonomy places the organism in Eukaryota, Metazoa, Chordata, Mammalia, Primates, Cheirogaleidae. The record is from RefSeq and is a predicted model, not a curated record. Gene Ontology annotation, biological process: collagen catabolic process; extracellular matrix organization; proteolysis.